Messenger RNA from Dovyalis caffra, 528 nucleotides. The record is from the annotation of a GenBank genome assembly. NCBI's taxonomy places the organism in Eukaryota, Viridiplantae, Streptophyta, Magnoliopsida, Malpighiales, Salicaceae.
AUGGAUAUUUUUCCCUUUCGCAUCUGCAUACAGACGGAGAGAGAGCCCCCUGGAGUUUCAGACAUACGGUUAGGAAAUAAUCUACACUUGGCGCUGUUACAGGUGCCAGGUCCAGUUUUAAGAGUUUCAUUAAAACGGCGACGUGUGAUUGGUGGGCUUUGGGUCAGCACCAUGUUUUCCUUUCAGCCUGACAAUUUUGAGCUUUUUUGGUUUUGUGGUCGCCUUGACAAAUUCCGCUGUUGUGGUCGCUACCUGCCUUCUCUGUCGCUUUUGUCAGCUCCACCUCGCUGGCCUUCCACCAUCGCAUCUGUCGCGGCUGCUCCAAAUUGCUCUGUCUUCGUGGGAAUACAACAAAGUAAAUGGCCAGGAAACGACGGGGUUAGAAACGAUACUAGUGCGACCAGGCAGAACUCAUCUCAUCAUCAUCCUCGUAAACAUCUUGAGAUCAAAUUUUUUCAGGAAUCAAAAAGAAAAGAAAAAUGGUGGGCUUUGUAUUUGAAAAAUGAAAAGCUCACCCAAAAUGAUUAG